This is a messenger RNA of Rattus rattus (black rat), 3357 nucleotides long. RefSeq names its product ubiquitin specific peptidase 30 (gene Usp30). NCBI's taxonomy places the organism in Eukaryota, Metazoa, Chordata, Mammalia, Rodentia, Muridae. The transcript has 13 exons. Gene Ontology annotation, biological process: protein deubiquitination. Gene Ontology annotation, cellular component: nucleus; cytosol. Gene Ontology annotation, molecular function: cysteine-type endopeptidase activity; cysteine-type deubiquitinase activity. The coding region runs from base 119 to 1672 and encodes 517 amino acids. The record is from RefSeq and is a predicted model, not a curated record.
AAGCGGGGUCGCCACCGCGGGUUCCUCCACUUUGGGAACCUCACACACUGGGCUCCUCAUUACAUUACGCUGCAGCGGGCGUGGGGGGCGGCGGCUGGCAGCGGCAGCAGUGGCCGGGAUGCUGAGUUCCCGGGCGCAGGCGGCGAGGACGGCGGCCGACAAGGCCCUCCAGCGCUUCCUGCGCACCGGGGCGGCCGUCAGAUACAAAGUCAUGAAGAACUGGGGAGUGAUCGGUGGAAUUGCUGCUGCUCUUGCAGCAGGAAUAUAUGUUAUCUGGGGUCCCAUUACAGAGAGGAAGAAGCGGAGAAAAGGGCUUGUGCCUGGCCUUGUCAACUUGGGGAACACCUGCUUCAUGAACUCCCUGCUGCAGGGUUUGUCUGCCUGCCCCGCGUUUGUCAAGUGGCUGGAGGAGUUUACCACCCAGUACUCCAGGGACCAGCAGGGGCCGCACACACACCAGUGCCUGUCCUUGACACUGCUGAACCUCCUGAAAGCUCUGUCCUGCCAAGAAGUCACUGAGGAAGAGGUCUUGGACGCCAGCUGCCUGCUGGAUGUCCUGAGAAUGUACCGGUGGCAGAUCUCGUCCUUUGAGGAGCAGGAUGCUCACGAACUGUUCCAUGUCAUCACCUCAUCCCUGGAGGACGAGCGGGACCGCCAGCCUCGUGUCACCCACUUGUUUGAUGUGCACUCCCUGGAGCAGCAGUCAGAAAUGGCUCCCAGACAAGUCACCUGCCACACGAGAGGGUCCCCUCACCCCAUGACCAAUCCCUGGAAGUCUCAGCACCCCUUCCAUGGCAGGCUCAGCAGUAACAUGGUGUGCAAGCACUGUGAGCACCAGAGCCCUGUUCGGUUUGACACCUUUGACAGCCUUUCCCUCAGUAUUCCAGCUGCUACUUGGGGGCACCCACUGACACUGGACCACUGCCUUCACCACUUCAUCUCAUCCGAGUCGGUGCGAGACGUUGUGUGUGACAACUGUACAAAGAUUGAAGCAAAAGGGACCCAGAACGGGGAAAAGGUGGAGCACCAGAGGACCACUUUCGUUAAACAGUUAAAGCUAGGAAAGCUGCCACAGUGCCUCUGCAUCCACCUGCAGCGGCUCAGCUGGUCCAGCCAAGGCACGCCCUUGAAGCGGCAUGAGCACGUGCAGUUUAACGAGUUCCUGAUGAUGGACUUCUACAAGUACCGCCUCCUGGGACAUAAACCCAGCCAGCAUGGCCCCAAAGCCACUGAGAGCCCAGGGUCUGCCCUGGAAGUACAGGACACACAGGCGGCCCCGAAGCCAGGUCUGAGUCAGCCAGCGGCCCCCAAGACACAGUUUUUUAUGAAUGGCGCCUGCUCCCCGUCUUUGUUGCCAGCCCUGCCUUCCCCGAUGGCCUUCCCUCUACCAGUGGUUCCUGACUACAGCUCCUCCAUGUACCUCUUCCGCUUGAUGGCAGUUGUCGUCCACCAUGGAGACAUGCACUCUGGACACUUUGUCACCUACAGACGGUCACCACCUUCUGCCAAGAACCCUCUCUCAACCAGCAACCAGUGGCUGUGGAUUUCCGAUGACACUGUCCGCAAGGCCAGCCUGCAGGAGGUCCUGUCCUCUAGCGCCUACCUGCUGUUCUAUGAGCGAGUUCUGUCCAGGGUGCAGCAGCAGGGGCGAGAGUACAGGUCAGAGGAGUGACAGGCCGGCCCAGAGCCAGGGCCCUCGGCAAGGUCCACACGUCCAGGAUAAAAGCAAAGGCAUGCCACGUGUACACGUGCAAGCCAGCCCUCCAGAGCCCUCGGCCUCUGUAUUCUGAGAGCAGGCUCCACAGGGAGCCAGUCCUACAGCGCUGCCAGGGUGACCUGGAAGAUGUCCUUUUGUGUCUGGAGCCUCUUCCUUGACACAGGCAAUUAAAACCGCCAGAUCCCAGAAGCCCCCUUUUCUGUGCUGUCAUUGCUAGGUGUUCUCAGACGGCCGCCUUUGGCUGACUCCCCGACAUUUCACCAUAGAUCUUUAUUUUUAAUAAGGAGGCCCAUAAAUAUUAUUGACAAGAAUUAGUGAAUUAUUAAAGGCAACAUUUGAGAAGAAAAAGUGCCUUUGUUUCCAGUUGUUCUGAGACCAAGCAUGACCUAAGUCACAGGGAGAGGCUGAGAAAGCCCUGUCCUUCCAGGCUCCUCAGAGGUCAGAACAGUUCAAGGAUGCCUGAGACAGCGUGCCAGCUCGCUCACACCGGAACCCCAGCAUGUAGAGACUGAGGCAGGAGGACCACUGCAACUUCCAGGCCAGCCUGGGCUCCUUAAUUAAAACUUUGUCUCCUCCCCUAAGCCUCAAGAACACCUACCUACCUUUGGGUGUGCCUUUUGUGAUCUUCAGUUCUGUGUCAUCAAGGUCAUUUGCCAAGCUCACACUGGACGAGGGGAAGGCCUCUUCCUGAGCCUGUCACCUGCACUGCUAAUGGCUACACAAGGUUGCUCUCUUCAUGUUAUUGCCCACAACAGGAUUUGCAGAGCUUGGGCAGGGCCACCUGAAAGCUGGCACUGACCCAGGGCCGCAGUCUCUCUGGACCUUGCUUCCUCAGCCCACAGUGCGGGAGAAAGCAGUGUGAUGUUUGGACAGAAGUGUAGCAGGUGCGUCCUUCAGGUGUCAGGGCCGCACUCUGUCUGUCUCUCUCUCGUGACCUCUCAGUAAGCAGAAGGUACACUGGGCCCCUUCCCUUUCCAGACAAGCCUCAUGAACAGCCAGGCACAGAGGAAUCCGUGUUAGCUAAGUGUGUAAUUUAGAAAAAGUGAUACCAAACUCAAACUGACUCUUCUGGUCUAAGAUUGGGAACCAGACCUAUCCAAAAGUCACUGAGGUAAGGCUGAGACCGUGUUUUCUUUGCUGCGGUGAGCUGGCAGACAUUCCAGAUGUGCCUCCGUCAGCUAUGAGAUCAGGUCUCACUGUGCAUCCUGAGGACUCGAGACUGUGCGGUGCUGGACCGCCACACCACAGCAGCCCCACACAGCAGACCUGGCUUUCGAGCUGAGAUGAACACAAAAGAGGUCAGUGGCUGUAACCCUAGAGCACUGUGCAGGGCUGUGGGCCCCAGCGAGAAGAGAGGUGGCCAAGAGGAAAGUGUGCAAGGCUGCUCAGUCGCCGCUGUGAGCCCAGGCUGUAGAUGUGUCAGCCUGCGCGAGCGCUAAUGUCCUUCCUCAUGUUGUAAAUUAUUACAGUAGAUAGUGACCAAUGAUGGUUCCUAGUUUUAAGUUAUUCACAGUAGGUAUCUUCUUCCUGGAGAAACUUAAGUUAAGCUAGUAUUUACGCCGUAGGCUGCUGAGUGUGGAUUUGCUAAAGCAUUUGUAUCUGCUGUGUACUAUUGCAAUAAAGAUGGUUUUGUUAGGAAA